Molecule: messenger RNA, 693 nt
Organism: Ipomoea nil (Japanese morning glory)
Lineage: Eukaryota; Viridiplantae; Streptophyta; Magnoliopsida; Solanales; Convolvulaceae
Product: 40S ribosomal protein S21-like
Exons: 5
Coding region: 220-468 (82 amino acids)
Biological process (GO): endonucleolytic cleavage to generate mature 3'-end of SSU-rRNA from (SSU-rRNA, 5.8S rRNA, LSU-rRNA); endonucleolytic cleavage in ITS1 to separate SSU-rRNA from 5.8S rRNA and LSU-rRNA from tricistronic rRNA transcript (SSU-rRNA, 5.8S rRNA, LSU-rRNA); translation
Cellular component (GO): ribosome; cytosolic small ribosomal subunit
Molecular function (GO): structural constituent of ribosome
Source: RefSeq, a predicted model, not a curated record
UUAGCGCAAUAGGGUUUUGGCUGUGCAACGAAUAUAAACCAACAUAGCGCCUCCACUCUUUCUUCUCAGUCGCAUCUUCGCCAUCUUCUUCGCAGUUCUCGCUCCCGUCCACGUUCAAGAGCUUAAAAGCUUUUAAUUUUAGGGGAAUAGACACUUUGAUUAUAUAAAUUGGGUGCUUUAACCUUUUAAGUUUUGCUUGUUUCAAAUCACGUUGCUAAGAUGCAGAACGAUGAGGGACAAAAUAUGGAUCUCUAUAUCCCGAGGAAGUGCUCGGCCACAAAUAGGCUGAUCACUUCUAAGGAUCAUGCAUCUGUCCAGAUAAAUGUUGGUCAUUUGAAUGAGAAUGGCGUAUAUGAUGGAAAGUACACCACUUUUGCUUUGUGUGGAUUUAUUCGUGCGCAGGGAGAUGCAGACAGUGGUCUUGAUAGGCUCUGGCAGAAGAAGAAAGUCGAAGCCCGCCAACAGUAAUGUCUUUUGGUGGUUGUGUUUUAUGUCUUUUACUGUUAGCUUAUCUGUGCAUCGUUAGGAGCUAGUAUUUGGUUUUACAACGUUGUACACUCUAAUCAUAUCCUUGAUUUUGAAGUAUGAGCUCCGCACAAAUAUUUGCCCCCUUUUGUGUUAUUUUCAACUUGAGACUGUAAUGCAAACUUUGAAAUCCUUGUGUUUUUAUCAACUCAGUAGAGCUAUGGGAUA